Molecule: messenger RNA, 1776 nt
Organism: Fusarium verticillioides 7600
Lineage: Eukaryota; Fungi; Ascomycota; Sordariomycetes; Hypocreales; Nectriaceae
Exons: 2
Coding region: 1-1776 (591 amino acids)
Biological process (GO): transmembrane transport
Molecular function (GO): transmembrane transporter activity
Source: RefSeq, a predicted model, not a curated record
AUGAGUCGCGAUAUUAAGGAUUUGAACACAUCGCAAGCUUGUUCCGACCGAAUCACAAAGGACGAGAUACCAUCUCAGCUCACCGAUGAUGGAAAAGCACAAAUAGCCAAUGCCGACAGCGGUUCCAGCACACAAAUAGCAGACCAAAGCGACGCCGAAAGCAUAGGCGGCCAACGCAACAGCGAUCUCCCCCGCAAACGCCUCCUAAUCUCCAUAACCGCCCUCUCAGUAUGCCUCUUCGUAUCAUUCCUCGACCAAACCAGCGUGUCAACAGCCACUCCCUCCGUAGCCGGCGAGCUCAAAACGGGAACUUCAACGUCAUGGAUCGGAACUUCGUUUUUGAUAGCGUCGACGGCAUUCCAGCUUAUCAACGGUCGACUUUCGGAUAUUUUUGGGAGGAAGAAUAUGCUAUUGCUUUGUUUGUUUCUUAUGGGUGUUGGUGAUUUGGCUUGUGGCUUUGCAAAGACGCCGGUGCAGUUGUAUGUUUUCAGGUCGAUUGCUGGUGUUGGUGGUGGGGGGAUUAAUAGCUUGGUCAUGAUUAUUGUAAGUGAUAUCACGUCACUGCAAAAUCGUGGGUAUUAUCAAGGAAUGCUGGGAGCCAUCAUCGCGCUUGCCAAUGGCGUUGGACCCUUCUUAGGCGGUGCGAUCGUUCAAUCUGCGACUUGGCGAUGGGUCUUCUGGAUGAUACCCAUCAUCACUCUACCCACUACAGCAAUUAUCUGGUUCUACCUCCCUCUCAAGCAUCGAUCCGGAGAAUACAUGGCGAAGAUAAAAAAGAUCGACUACGGAGGCAUCGUUCUCAACAUUGCAUCGACACUACUACUUCUGAUCCCCAUAUCUGGAGGAGGCGUCACAUAUGCCUGGACAUCAGCGUUCUUCAUUGCCACCGUCAUCAUCAGUAUCUUUCUAGCCGUCCUCUUCGUUCUGUUUGAGUGGAAAUUGGCAAAACUGCCAAUCAUGCCUCUUCGACUCUACCGCGCGCCCCAUUGCUGGGCGCUGUAUCUGCAGUCUUUCUUGACGGGUUUGGCUUACUUCGGUAAUUUCUUCUAUCUACCGCUGUACUUCCAGUCGGUCCUUGGAUAUGACGCGCUGGUCGCCGGUGCUCUGAUCUUAGCGGUCGUCAUUCCGACAUCGCUCACGUCUAUCCUUUCGGGGCAGUACAUGAGUCGCGUCGGAAGUUACAUGCACUGCAUCCUAGCUGGUUUCGCUCUAUGGACGCUUGGAAAUGGCCUCACGCUUAUUUUCGAUCGGAAAACGAAGCUAGGGCCUCUAAUAGGCAUUCUCAUCGUUGAGGGCGCAGGUAUUGGGUUCACUCUGCAGCCUACACUCGUGGGAAUGUACGCGAAUGGUCGCAGCGAGGACAGAGCAGUGACGACUGGCUUGCGGAACUUUAUCCGCACAAUCGGCGGCGCAUUUGGCGUUGUCAUUUCAGGCGUUAUUCUAUCAAACACGCUGAACAAAGAGCUUGGAGGAAGGGGUAUCGUGUCCAACGACACGAUCGCUCAAUUAACGUCAUCGACAUACUCGUUGAGCAGUAUGGGCUUGUCGCAGCAGGAUCAGGAUAUCAUUCUGGAUGCAUACAUGAAGGGUCUGUACUACACAUUCCUCUUCUUUACGGUAUGCACGGGACUAAGUCUGCUUCUGACGUUUUGGGUUGGGAACACGAGCCUCAAAUCGCCAGCGAAAAGUGAGGACGCGUCAGGUUCAGCAGAUCGAGAGAUGACGGAAGAGGAUGAGAGACCUGGACAGGUUGAUCUCGAAAAGGCGCAGCGAUAG